CCCCCCACGGAGACGGAGUUUUCCGAUGAAGGCGCUAGUGCCUCCCGCAUUGCAACGGAGAGCACGUCGUCCGGGGACCUGCAAGCCGUCGUCGGCAGUGACGGAGCCGCUGCAGUCGGAAUGGUGGAAAAGGAGAAGGCUCUUGUAACCUUGGCGUAUGCCUCUGCGGCGAUGUGCGCGACGGCUGCCGGGGGUGCGGUAUAUCCCAUUAGGAUUUUCACUUUCAUUUUCGGAAUAGCACCUAAAAUAUUUACUAGGAUUACUAUUUUUACUAUAUUUUACAUGCUAUUUCAUACGGAGACGGGGGAAUGUCAUCGGUAUUGACGUUCAGCUGAUUUCUGUUUGAGUGCAAAAAUGCAAUCAUACUAUCGGUAUUCGUGCAGAGCAAUUUUAGUCGGAACAUCGUACAUUUCUCGUAGUAGCGCAAUAGCAUCGUACGCACAAAAACUAAAAGUAAGCAGCUACAUCAUGAGAACGUAAACACGAUGAAGGAAACAAGAACACCGAUGCUGGAAUGAUGAUGGACUUUUGAUUGCACGAUGUCAGGUUUGUUUGUGAACCCAAUAUACGCGCAAUACUGCAAUUCACAAUUGGUAACACCCCACUACGUUUGAGGAUCGUAACCUCUAUGAAAGUUUCCAAAUUUGUUGUUCACCACGAUCACAGGAAACUUCACAGGUGGGCACGGCUGCUGGUGCGGGGGCAUCCGCUGCGCGCGCUGUAUAUCAAGACAGCACCGGACAAAGGAGUCUGGUGGUCGAGCGUACGGCGUUUGCCAAAUGCACGAACUCCGCUGCUGCGCUCCCUUUCACUUUUUCUACCCAUAUCAACGACUCCGAAGCCGUGGCCGAAGCGAAAGCAGAAAAAUAUGCGGUGGAUGAAGAAAUAUGCCGCGGCUCCGGCUCCUUCGAGUCGUGCGAAUUGUGCCCCAAGUCGUGAGCAAGAUGAUGGAGCAGGAUGAUGGCUGAUGGUUGUUGUGAGACUAGGAAAGACUACACUUUGUACCAAACCAAUGACAAAAUGCUCUCCAGAGCUCUUUUUCUAGAGCUCUUUCGAUUUAUGCCUUGCUUUCAUGUCGCAGAGGAACUUUCUGUUCGAGCUACUCCUUGUCGAUUAUCGUAUCGUAGUUCGAGUACUGUAAAUCUGUUGUUUCUUUACUGCAAUCGAGAGCGAGUAGAAAAGCAAGCAGAAGAGGCACUUUGUUCGACACAAAAAGGAACAUGAGCAACCACCUUGCGCCACCCGUGUUAACGAGCUUCGGCUCAAGGCUGUGAUAAUGUAAACUGUCAGGAGAUUCUUUUUUGGUCUUGGAGGGACCACCGUGUUCCACUGCUUCGCUUCUGAAAGAU
Amoebophrya sp. A120 is the source of this 1349-nucleotide messenger RNA. The record is from the annotation of a GenBank genome assembly. Lineage: Eukaryota; Dinophyceae; Syndiniales; Amoebophryaceae.